Messenger RNA from Phymastichus coffea, 2577 nucleotides. It is a transcript of the gene CkIIalpha, whose product is annotated as casein kinase II subunit alpha. Gene Ontology annotation, molecular function: protein serine/threonine kinase activity; ATP binding. Gene Ontology annotation, cellular component: protein kinase CK2 complex; nucleus; cytosol. Bases 666 to 1718 code for a protein of 350 amino acids. The record is from RefSeq and is a predicted model, not a curated record. The transcript has 8 exons. Lineage: Eukaryota; Metazoa; Arthropoda; Insecta; Hymenoptera; Eulophidae. Gene Ontology annotation, biological process: protein phosphorylation.
UUUGGACCGUAUGGGAUUCGCUCGUUCUCGAGCCGGAGCCAAUAAAUAUAUAUAUAGACAUAUAGCUCGUUGGUUUGAUCCGGCGCUGCUGGCUCGCUCGUCUCGUCCGUUGCGCCUGCCGAGGACUGACCUGACGACCCAUAACCGCCUUGGCGUGGCCUGGCCCUACAGAGCUUCUCUCGUGUGGGCCGUGCGACUGUGGAGACGACUGGCCACGCAAUCUCAUCGUCAUCAUCAUUAUCAACCAUUGUCUCUAUUAGCACAGCCACAACAAUCUGACCAACAAACAUCAGUAAUAAAACGCAGGUGAUACAAUUGUCGAUUGUGCCACUGCUGUUGGUAGAAAGAAAGAGAGAGAAAAAGAGAAAGAGACAGAGUGGUAGUAUUAGUGCCUCGCCGCCGCCACCACCGCCACCGCCGCCGCCGUAGCCGGCUGCCAUCUUGGAGCGAGCACCGCCGACGUCGAGGCCGUCAACAGCCGGCCAACGUUCACCAACAUUCGAGUUCGGAAUGCGUUAGGUUUGCUGCUCCACUCGUAUGUGGGUAGCUGGGUGAAAGGGAGGAACACUGGUAUCAGCUGGCGUACAUUUUCAGAAGGAAAAUUGGUUGAGAACAGUGUAACAACGGAUUACAGCAGUGAAACCAACACCCAGUGUUUGGGUAAUAUGGCGCUUCCAAGUAGAGCACGAGUAUAUGCAGAAGUUAACUUACACAAACCUAGGGAAUACUGGGAUUAUGAAGCUUAUGUAGUUAAUUGGGGUCAACAGGAUGAUUACCAAUUAGUAAGAAAGUUGGGUCGUGGUAAAUAUAGUGAAGUAUUCGAGGCUAUCAAUAUCACAAAUAAUGAAAAGUGUGUGGUUAAAAUAUUAAAGCCCGUCAAAAAGAAGAAGAUCAAACGUGAAAUCAAGAUCCUGGAAAAUCUUAGGGGAGGGACCAACAUAAUAACACUCCAAGCUGUUGUCAAGGAUCCAGUAUCCAGGACACCAGCGCUUAUAUUUGAACAUGUCAACAACAUAGACUUUAAGCAGCUAUAUCAGACUCUGACAGACUAUGACAUAAGAUACUACCUCUAUGAGUUGUUGAAGGCACUGGAAUAUUGCCACAGCAUGGGUAUUAUGCACAGAGAUGUAAAGCCGCACAACGUGAUGAUCGAUCAUGAGAAUAGAAAGUUGCGGCUAAUCGAUUGGGGUCUGGCGGAGUUCUAUCAUCCAGGCCAGGAAUACAACGUACGCGUUGCAUCGCGUUACUUCAAAGGACCAGAACUUCUUGUGGAUUAUCAGAUGUACGACUAUUCGCUGGAUAUGUGGUCGCUGGGCUGUAUGCUGGCGAGCAUGAUAUUCAGGAAAGAGCCGUUCUUUCACGGCCACGAUAAUUAUGAUCAGUUGGUUAGGAUCGCCAAGGUACUUGGUACCGAAGAGUUGUUCGAGUAUCUCGACAAAUAUCACAUUGAGCUCGAUCCACGUUUCAACGAUAUCCUUGGCAGACACUCGCGUAAGCGUUGGGAACGCUUCGUACACGCCGACAACCAGCACCUCGUCUCACCCGAGAGUUUAGACUUCCUUGAUAAACUGCUGCGCUAUGAUCAUUAUGAGCGACUUACUGCACGCGAAGCCAUGGAUCAUCCAUAUUUUUAUCCGAUUGUAAAGGAACAAGGCCGAAUGGCCAUGGUGUCGUCAUCGCCUACUCCCAUGACAGGUUCAUUGCCUGUAGGUGAGUAGCGGCCCAGGUAUAUGAGAAAUGUUAAAGAAGCGCCUGAAAGAAAUGAAGCUGAUGUGCAUUGACGCUAUUUAUUUGAUAGCAAUUGAGUAUUUUUUUUCUUUGGACUUUGUAAGAGUCGUUGAAAAAGGAAAAACAAAUUACUAAACAAAGUUAAAUAUUUUGGUGGUUAUUUUUUUACUAAUGUUUUAUUCGCAUAGCCCUUCUUUCUUACAUACAACAUUCUUAUGUGUUCUCGCCGCCGACCAUCUUUUUUUCCAUGUGAUGUACAAUUAAAUAAUUAAUUUUCGAAUUGGUGUACGCCUGAUUUUCAUUGUUAGUAUAUAUACGCAUUAGUUAGGGUAACAAUUUGUAAUGUCAGUCAAAUGACAACAAAUGUCGUUACAUGUACAUAAAAUUUUUAAAAACUUUAUUAAAUUUUAAUGUUUUGAAAAGUUUCAUUCGAAUACAAAUAAUAAUGGUUAACAAUAAUGACGACAAUGAUUGUAAUGGAACGUAACGAGCUUGUUUUAAUAGCUUGGUUAAUAAUUUUGAAAGACAGAGUUUACAUUGUUUAAAUACAUCCUGUAAUGGCAAUUUCUUAAUGUUGAAUUUAGUAAAGUUUUUAAACAGUCAUUUGAGAGCUGUAACACGAAUAAAACAGUUAUUUUAUUUCCGAGGAAAAGAACGAAAAGUAAUUAAAAAAUUCAGUUUUUGAUUGUAAAAAUAAAUUGUAGUCUGAUCAAUGAUUGAUGUAACACACGAUCUUUAAUAAUACUUGAUUUUAUAACAUAACUCUUCUAUUUCAUACCCUUACCUCUGCUUCACCAACGUCACUUUUUACGUAUAUACCUGCAACGCUCGGAUCAGCAAAAAGUAUAC